GCCACGCGUCCCCACGGCGACGGAAAUCCCACUUGCCUCGCCUCGCCGCCGUAACAAACAAAUCUUUCCUCUUUUCUUCUUCCUCCUGCUCCCGGUCUGCCCGCCGCUAACCCCUACGAGCAAGCAAUCCCGCCAGCCCCAAAGACACACCACCCCCCCCAGGCCUCCAGAUCGGAGCUGUCGAGUCCCGGAACCUACCACACCUGCUGCCCCGAGUGAGGCGGCCGGGCUGGGGGUUGGUCGCUUCCUGGCUGGCCACCACCCACGACCAGUUCUUGAUCCCGGACUGCUUCAAGCGGGCCGGGUCUGGUCGUUUCUUGGGUUGAACUGAUUGGUUGCUGCUGACUUGGUUGAUCUCCUCUUCUUCCAUUGCUGCUUCGUCGUGUCGGCUGGCCAUUGCAGACAAGGUGUUUGUUUGGCGGCAGCGGGCGCUGCUGAGCUAGGUUGCUCGCUGGCUUCUUCAUUGGUGCUCGGAGGUAAGCCAGGUAGGUAGAUCUGCUCGGACGCACGGCCAUUCGACAGUUGCUGUAUCAAAGCUAGAUAGACAGGCAGAUCUUGAGAGACGCCGUUCAGUGUUCUGCCGCUCGGGCGGACCUUGUUGAUUCGUAGCUCUCAAGCUUUACCAUGUUGAGAAAUCCCUGCUGAGUGUGGAUAAACUUCACAUAGGAGGUUUCUGAGGCUGAACCAAUCGCUUUUGACUUGUGAGGGCUGAGGAUCAGUAAUUAAUCAAAUCAUGUGGAGACCGUUCAGGCAGCUCAUGCCCAAAGAGCAUUCCGGGCCUUCUGGCGGCCUCGAGGGCCGAACCAUCGAUGUCGGCAAUGUGAAGGUGCACGUCCGGGAAGCCAUUGCCGAGGGUGGGUUCUCGUGCGUGUACCUCGCCCGGGACCUGACCAACCCGGCGAAGCAGUACGCGCUCAAGCACGUCAUUGUCCAGGACAAGGAGUUGCUGGACCUGGUGCAGAAGGAGAUCACGGUGAUGAGGGCGCUUAAGGGGCACCCGAACGUGGUCACGCUUGUUGCGCACGCCAUACUGGAUACGGGCCGUGGGAGGGAGGCACUUCUGCUGAUGGAGUUCUGCGAGAGAUCGCUGGUUUCUGCCUUGGACGCUAGAGGUACUGCAGGGUUCUAUGAUGAGGAGCAGGUUGCUCUCAUCUUCCGGGAUGUUUGCAAUGCGGUCUUCGCGAUGCACUGCCAGACACCACCUGUUGCUCACAGGGAUCUAAAGGCUGAAAAUGUGCUUCUUGGUGCUGACGGGGCUUGGAAAUUAUGUGAUUUUGGUAGUGUAUCAACAAACCAUAAGUGCUUUGAUAAACCAGAGGAGAGGGGCAUUGAAGAAGAUGUCAUCAGAAAGCAUACAACUCCUGCUUACAGGGCUCCUGAGAUGUGGGACUUGUACAGGAGGGAGGUUAUUAGUGAGAAAGUAGAUAUAUGGGCUCUUGGAUGUCUCAUGUAUAGAAUCUGCUACUUAAAAUCAGCUUUUGAUGGAGAAUCAAAGCUUCAGAUCCUCAAUGGGAACUAUCGUAUCCCUGAAUUACCGAAGUACUGUUCUUCCAUUACAAGUCUGAUCGAAGAGAUGCUUCAGUCCUCUCCAGAUGCCAGACCAGACAUUACACAGGUAUGGUUUCGUGUUAAUGAGUUACUUCCUUUGGAGCUGCAAAAGGAUUUACCUGAUGGAUCCCCAUCUGGAUCAGCGUUUGAACUGCAAACUACUGAAGAUGAAGGACCCUCUUCAUCAUGGUCAAGAGACAAUGUGAGAAAUACACCUCCGAAAGGUCCUUCCAGUUUGAGGUCACAAGUUCCUGUUGAGAGUAAGGGUUCUGUAGGUGCAUUUUGGUCAACUCAACAUGCACAAGAACUAGCUUUUGCAGAUGACAAGGGGUCAGUUCUAGAUCAAGAGCCCAUAUAUGAUGGCAUAACAAAGCAACCUCAGGCAAAGAACCAGAACACGACACGGAAUGCAUACAGACAGUCUCUUUCUGCUUCUGUUGAUAGUUCUCCUGGGGAUUUUGAAAUAAGGUUUUCUCCAAAUGGUUCAGAAUAUGGACUAGAGAAAACCCAAAACACUAAACCAGAUAACAAAACCAGUGCACAGACUGCCACUUUUAGCUCCUUUGUGGCAGACUUUGAUAAUGUUAAGGUGAGCUCAGAGGACAAUGCCGGCAGUUUAAACACGACAAGUAAAUUGAAAGAACAACAGCUGGAGGCUGAAGUAACUUUACUCAAGGAGCAAUUGAAGAUAGCAAACUUGGAGAAGGAAGAAAUUUCACUGAAGUUUGAUAGAUUGUCAGCCAUUUGCUCCUCUCAGAGGCGGGAGAUACAGGAACUUAAACAAGCUCUAGCCACAGCUUCUGCACCAGCGCCAGUUAAGGAGUUGAAAGAAAAUUUGAAGGCUGAAUUCUCCCCACCCAGCACAAGCCUUGACACUCCGCCAAGGGAGAAGAUUGCAGGAACCCCACCAGAGCUCCGGCAAGGUCUAUUUACAUCAAGUCCAGGGACACCAAGCCCGGAUCCCAAGCCAUGGUCCGCUUUUCCUGAAGAGCCGAAAGCUCAAGCAGCUGUAAAAAGUGCCCGCCCGAGGUCGGUCCGAACUCUAAGGGCAUCGCAAAGCAACAAAGCCGGCUCGCUUAGUCAGUCAAAAACAAACUCUGGUGCCGACCCCUUUGCCUUCGGUCAAGAUAGCUUUAAGGCUGUACCUUCUGGCACCGUGCCUUCUGAGAUGUCAAAUUUGGGGAAUGCUUCUCAGUCCCUCAACACUCUGAAGGCUGAAGUGGAGAAAGAUGCACCCUACCAACCAGCUGGAUGGACUGGGUUUUAAUGUGCUAUCGCUAAUAAGGAUAUUUGGUAUCUGAUGAGACUAUACUCCUAUAGAAUUACGGAAAUAUGGUCCAUCCACUGUAUCAUAAUCAUAUAAAUUGUGUGGUGUUGAGAGGGAGCAAAAUGAGCCCAACCUAGGAGUGCCAGAAUUGACGUAGGUUUCCUUGCACUGAUGGUGUAACCUCAUCCUGCAAGCACAAAAAAUCAUACGCAGAAAAAGGGGGAUGAAGAACAGUUUUGUAUGCAAAUCAGAGAAUGUUUUGUGGUUUUAACCAGGAGGCUCGUAUGAUUAGACAAAGUGCUUACUGUCCACAGAUCAUGAGCAUCUACAACAGCUGAUUGGUUUAGACCAAUGUUGCUCCAACUAGCAGUAAUAGAUGCUUCAUCAGGCCCUCUGUUCCACAGCACAAGAGCAACUCUCCCUCGACUUAAGCGACCAGCCCAAACCUAAGCCCAAGUAAAUCAAGUAUAGAUGAAUUAUACUAAGUGUCGAACAUAACAUGGUACUAUGAUUUUUGCCUACCACAUGAUACUAUAAAUAAAAAAGCUUAUGUUAUAUUCCUUUUACUUACUUCUAGUUCUCCAUCUUGUUGCACUUUGCGCCCUUGUACCCCAAGUUUGUCUAAUGAUGAAUCGGUAAAGCUUAGUACCAUCUUUAAAUUUUCACAUGACCAUUUUGGAGAAAUGACUCUACCUUGAUUAACUGCAAUGACAUUCUGAUUGCUGAUGAUGUCCUUGGUUUCAGGGGUCAUUGAGCUGACAUCGCAGCCAAGUAUCAGAGGAGCCUAGUUGAAUCCAAAUCAACAACAUAAUCUUGUGAAAAUUCUUGCCUAACAAUGCUGUUCUGUUGGUUUACUUCUUUUUUUAUCUCUCAUGCAAUGAAAGUCACUUAUCAUUACCUUGACUAGAGCCCAUAUGCUGAAAUGAGAACGGUACUCUUCUAUUGUCAUCCCCCCGUUUCCUACUUCCAGCAUGUCUGGGUCUGAAGCAGAAACAUUCAAAGAGAUCACUGUGAAUUGUCAUCACAAGCAUAAUUUUUUUUUUGUUGGGAACAAACCCCAGAUCCUACAUCCGUCUUCCUACACACUUGCAUGAUCAAAUUUUAUCAUAGGCCUACAGAGACUAACCAUUCCAUCCACCAGGCCCUGCAUAAGGUGCCCACUUGUCGUUCUUGUCAGCGUUGUCCGUCAUGCUGCACAAUUUGCCGUGGUAUUCAGGAUAGGAAUUAGAAUCUCCAUCUAAACUUUGCAGAAGUUUGGAAGGGGCAGUAAAAGUUCUCCAGGAUGUAAACUUCUUCACCUUUCCCAUGUGUUCUUGAUGUCUUCUGUUGUCCUCCAGCUGUUUGCAAAGCUGCCUGCCCAUGUCGCUGGAUCAUCCACACCCCUGCACAUCAUUGUUGUUUUUUCUCAAACAGAUGAAUGAAAUUCGAACCCUCCCUUUUGGUCAGUUGAAAAGCAAGAAUCAGUUACCAUUCGCAAAGGGAGAAGAAAACGUCCCUUCCAGAAUUCAUAAGGGCUUCACUCAUCCUGUUAUAUCUGCAUUUUUGUUGUGAAUAUGUCAAAAAUAUUUGAAUUCGGAUAAAAUGUGACAAGCUUCUAAGUUCUGUAAUUGUAAAGGUUACCUUGUUAGUGGGCUGAUGUUCUGGUUGUUGCAGUUGUCAUACUUCAAGUAGUCAAUCCCCUUGUAACACAACAAUUUAGAAAAAUCAGUUUUUCUCCUC
This is a messenger RNA of Triticum aestivum (bread wheat), 4534 nucleotides long. Its product is annotated as AP2-associated protein kinase 1. NCBI's taxonomy places the organism in Eukaryota, Viridiplantae, Streptophyta, Magnoliopsida, Poales, Poaceae. Gene Ontology annotation, molecular function: protein serine/threonine kinase activity; ATP binding. Gene Ontology annotation, biological process: protein phosphorylation. Gene Ontology annotation, cellular component: cytoplasm. The record is from RefSeq and is a predicted model, not a curated record. Bases 734 to 2815 code for a protein of 693 amino acids. The transcript has 8 exons.